This is a messenger RNA of Anolis carolinensis (green anole), 3934 nucleotides long. RefSeq names its product iodothyronine deiodinase 1 (gene dio1). The transcript has 4 exons. Gene Ontology annotation, molecular function: thyroxine 5'-deiodinase activity. Gene Ontology annotation, biological process: thyroid hormone metabolic process. The record is from RefSeq and is a predicted model, not a curated record. Lineage: Eukaryota; Metazoa; Chordata; Lepidosauria; Squamata; Anolidae.
GAUCAUAUGUCAGGGGAAGCUAUUUAGGUUGCUUUGCUAUUCCAUCUUCAAAUGUAAAUUACUGUAAAAGUCUUAAAUCAACCACCAUUAAAUGGGGGGUCCUUAAGCCAAAGAUAUAAACAUAGCUGGCAAUAAAUGUUUUUUUGUUGUGUGUGCCUUCAGGUUGUUUCUGAAUUAUAGCAACCUUAAGGUGACCCUAUCAUAGUUUUCUUGCCAAGAUUUAUUUAGAGGGGAUUUGCCAGUGCUUUGCUCUGAGGCCAAGAAGCUGUGAUUUUUUCAAGGUCACCCAAUGGAUUUCCAUGUUUGAAUGGGGAUUUGAACUCUAUUCUCCAGCACUGUAGUCCAGUGCUCAAGCCACGAUGCAACACUGGCUCUGGCAAGAGAUGAUAGGGAACAUUUUCAGUUGAAACAGUAGUCUUUCUUUCAAGUAUUACCUUAGAUUGAAACCAGCAUAAUGAAACUUAACAUUCGCUAAUUACAUCACAAUGUAUGCUUCUCCUUGUUUAUUGUUACAUGUUAGUGAAGGUACAGACUAAUGCAAGGAGUCUCAACCUUUUACAUCUGCAGGGCCCAUUUUGAAGCAAAGGUUUUUUGUGGAGCCUCAAGACAUGUUUAUAUAUUAUAUUAUAUGUAAUGUAUAUCAGGCAUAGGCCGGGCCAGGGGCAAUGGAUGGAGAAUGUUUGUGUGAACUAAUUCACACACUAAGUAUAUACAAACGGAAAUACAGUGUUUAAAAAGAAGAAAAAUUGUAAACAACAUACACUACAGCAUUUCAGUGGAAGACCCCAAAGGGCAUCCAGUCCACCCCCUUCUUCCAUGCAGGAAAAACACAAUAAAAGCACCGCCAACAGAUGGCCAUCAAGCCUUUUGUAUUAUUAUAAUUGUGCAGUUUUCUGACAUUGUAUAUUUCUGCCGCUUCUGUGACUGUUCAUUUGUAUUUUGAUUCUGUAGCCCACUAGUCGAUGGAUGCCCAGAAUCAGCAGCAUCCACCGCGAUCAUUUUUAUCCUGGGCAACGACCGAGCCAGUAUAGACUUUGUUUUGGUUUGUUUCUCCAUAGUGCUAAUGGGUUAGGUGCUCUUAGUUCCACUCCUCAACUGAGGCCUCUCUGGCUUAGUUGGACCUGCCGGUAGUUACACUACCGCCAGCACAGCUCUCAGCGUCCUUGGAGCAGUUAAGGCAGGGGGGCCUUAACUGCUCCAAGGAGCCCCCCACCACAACAAGGUGGCAUCCAUUGAGGGGAACACAACACACCAGACAUCAUGGUUGUGGAAAAGAAAAAAGUUUGGAUUAUUGAUGUCACCAUACGAAGUGACAGUCAAAUUGAUGAAAAACAACAGGAAAAACUCAGCUGUUGACAAAAUUACGAUCUGUCACCUGCAAAAGGCCACCUUACUGGGAUCUGCAUGCAUCAUUCUAAAAUACAUCACACAGUCCUAAACACUUGGGAAGUGUUGUGAUUUUGUGAUAUGAAAUAAGACUUGUGAUUUUGUGAUAUGAAAUCAAGCAUAUAUAUAUAUAUCUCAUUUGCUGUGUCAUACUAUGUCUUUGUGUCAAUAAUAAUAAUAAUAAUAAUAAUAAUAGAAACCCUAGAGGCCAUCCAAUCCAACCUCCUGUCAUGCAGAAAAACAUAAAGCUUGAGCAGUGGGAGGGAAAUAGAAUUUUGGAAGCAAAGGAAGAGCAGAAGGGGUCUGGGCAGUGAGAAAAAGUGUCUGGGCAGUAAGGGAGGCGGGAGAGAAUGGGUCUGUGCCCUGGGAGGACUCUGCUGCAUCUGCUGCUGCUUGAAACAGCUCAAAACUUUAAUUUUCCUGCAUUUCUCAGGAGAAGGAAAGAGGAGGAGACGGGAAGCAGCCAUGGAGCCCCUCACUAUCACCCGCAAAGCCCCAAGAGCUCCACAGAGCACAGUUUGAGAACUCCUAGUCUGAUGUAAUGCACUGCAGAACAUUUUAAAAAUUGCACAGAUUUUAACAUAUCAAGAAUGAAUAUAUUUAUCCUUCAUAUUAAGAACUCCACAAACCUUCAGAUAUGGAGAUCAUAUGAAGUAUAAUCACGACAAAUCACUGAAUAGUACAAUGGAUUUGGAUGACUGUUGAGUUUUGGUUUCAAAGCCUAACAAAGUUGUAAACAAGUAGUUCUCAUUCUAGUGCUGCAUGGUUCCUAUGAGGCUAAAAAAAGAAAGACAUUUUGUCUCAUUUACUACUGAAGAUAAAGAUAACUUAAAAAAAUAAGUACCAGUACUUGGUGACCAAUAAAAAUCCUACAUAAAUCAAGUGAGAUCUCCUUACAUGAAUGGUGUUUCAGUCCAUGUAUGAAGCAAUAUGAGUGGGCAAAUCUAGAACAGCUUGAUUUCUUCGGAUUCUGGUUCCAGACAAAAGAGUAUAUAGACCAUAAUUCCUGACAUAUUGAAAAUGGCACAUGUGAUCUGAUGAACAUUUCACUUAACAGAUAAUUAAACAGACAAAUGUUUACUCUGAUGUAAUCUCAAAGCCUUAAAAGCCAAUAGAAGUAAUCACUGCAUGUUGAAGAUAAACAGGUCUAUCAAUGAUUAACCACCCCAUCUUGUUCUUCCCUCUUCCUUUUACUUCAGUUGUAGUUUGGCAUUCUGCUUUGCACAACUUUGCCGCUUCUCAUUCCAGCAGUAUGUUCAAAGCUGGAAGAUUGGUGCUAAAGACUUGGCUUCUCUUGCAAGUAUGCCUGUCUACUGCUGUGGGUAAACUUUUUAUGAUCUUGUUUCCAGCGACUGCUAAGAGAUAUAUAUUGAAACAGAGCGAGAGGAGUAGCAUGGGGAGGAACCCUAAUUUUGUCUAUGAAAACUGGGGUCCAACUUUCUUCAGCUUCCAGUACUUACUCUUUGUCUUAAAAGUAAAGUGGAAAAGGCUGGAAGACAAGGCACUUCAAGGCUGUCCUGCACCCAACACCCCUGUGGUAGAUUUUGAUGGGAAAAUUCAUCACAUCCUGGACUUCAUGCAAGAUAACAGGCCUUUAGUCCUAGCAUUUGGAAGCUGUACCUGACCUUCAUUUAUGUUCAGAUUUGGAGAGUUCAAGAAGCUUAUAGAAGAUUUCAGUUUUGCAGCAGAUUUCCUUGUGAUCUACAUUGAAGAAGCCCAUGCCUCAGAUGGAUGGGCUUUUAAGAACAAUAUUGUUAUUAAAAGUCACAGAACUCUCCAUGAUCGUAUGCAAGCUGCAGAGAUCCUGCUAAAACAGUACCCCUUAUGUUCAGUGGUCAUGGAUACUAUGGAAAACCUGAGUAGCUCAACCUAUGCGGCUCUUCCAGAGAGACUUUAUGUGCUUCAAGGGGGAAAUAUUGUCUAUAAGGGUGGAGUGGGACCAUGGAAUUACAAUCCACAAGAAGUCCGUGAAGUUUUGGAAAAACUACUUUAAACCUAUAAAACAGAUGUGGUGCUCACAUACAUAUAUGGUCACUUCCUAGUCUGGUUAAUUUUCAAAAGUAUUAAAAUACCUUUAGAAGAAAAACAUUUUUGGAGGAUAAAGCCGCAUUAAACUGGAAAAAAUGAGAACUGACAUACUAUCAACUAAGUGUUCAGCAGUCACAAUUUGUCCAUAGAGUACAAAUAUACACAUUAAAUUAGGCACUGAAUAGCUAUAUUUACAUGACUACCCGCAAAAUAUCAGUCAUCUUCGCCUAAGGAAUGUAUAUAAACAACAGUGGCACAAUCAGCUGAGAAAUAACUGUAUGGAAACUUUUUUUAGGGGGCACCUUAUCUUCCUAUGAUCAAAUGUAAUGCUUUGAAUGUCUACUAGCACAUAAUGGCUUUCUGAAUUGAACUGUUGUACUCAUUAACUUCAUUUUGUUUCUAUUUGUAUUUAUUUAUGAUAGUCAUAGCUUAAAGCAUGAAGAGCUGUGGCCUGAUUUGGAAAAAAUAUUGAUAGAAACAGGAUGCUAAACAAUAUUAAACUAAGUCAAACUAUCUUAAA